AUGGCUUACUUGAAGAUCACACACGAGUCCCUGGCACGGAUAGAUGUCGAGAUAAACGGAAUACCAGGCCACUUCUUCGACCGUACAAAUAACCUGUCGGUAUGGAGCAUCGUGGAGCUCUUUUUGACCGGAACACACCCUCCUAAUGUUUACAAAUUCACCAGUAAGCAGGACCUGUUUAAGAACCGUCAACUAUUGUUGUUUGUUGUACAAAUGUCAUGCUCUGUUACACCGAAAAUACAUUUGAUAUCAAAAUAUAGUAAACCAGCCGCCAAAAUAGUCAUGUCUACCUCUGUGUAUCAUUUGGGUACGAGUUCAUACAGUUAUUUGACCUCCAUGACCGAUGGAGUCACAAAAGAACAGCUGGGAGACUUUUUCAUAAAAUUUGUUGUUGUGGACAAAACGACAAGAAAAUCUUGUCCUAUGCCUACAUGGUUUACAGAUAAAUUCAGGAAUGUACCGUUACAUAAUUCAAACUUUCCUUAUACAUUACCAAGUGUACCAGAAAUGCCGAAAGUCAUCUAUGACACCACUGUCACUGUACGUUAUAGUGACAUGGAUCGAAAUCUUCAUGUAACUACACAUCGGUAUAUCCAAUUUUUUACCGAUUGUGCAACAGCGGCUGCCUUUUCUGGAUUUUACAAACAUUUCAACACCGAUAUGUGUUGGUACCCUGUGGAAAAGUUUGACAUCACAUUGAUGGGCGAAAGUAAAGUUGGAGACAAGUUACGUAUAUGCACGUGGCAGGACGAGGACAGUGUACAGACAAUAUACUUCAUUUGCUUCAAAGAACACAAAAGUGUUAUGAAAGCAGUAUGUGUCUAUGGGUUGAAUAGGAUUGCCCCAAAACUCCCCUCGUUUGAAUUGUAGAUGGUGGGACUUUAAGCUAAUCAUUUUAAACUUAGUUUAGAGUAUGGGCUAAAUGCGUUGCCAAAACCAGACACGACAAGAUAGCAACGGUUUGCAAAAUCUCUUCCAAACCUGUCACUUCUCAAUAAGAUUGUAGUUCAACAUAGAUGAAAACGAGGGCAAAA
This is a messenger RNA of Ylistrum balloti, 1034 nucleotides long. RefSeq lists its product as uncharacterized. The transcript has 2 exons. The record is from RefSeq and is a predicted model, not a curated record. NCBI's taxonomy places the organism in Eukaryota, Metazoa, Mollusca, Bivalvia, Pectinida, Pectinidae. The coding region runs from base 1 to 870 and encodes 289 amino acids.